Ictidomys tridecemlineatus (thirteen-lined ground squirrel) is the source of this 4003-nucleotide messenger RNA. The record is from RefSeq and is a predicted model, not a curated record. NCBI's taxonomy places the organism in Eukaryota, Metazoa, Chordata, Mammalia, Rodentia, Sciuridae.
GGCGGCUGGGCCUGGAACAGUCGGAGCAGCCGCUGGCAGAAGGAUGACCCAAGACGGGAAGCGGGCUGCUGAGCCUCGCCGGCUCCCGUGCUUGUAACUGCCCCAGCCGGACACCCCCCCCUUGACCUACCCGUCCUUCAGUGAAUCUGCAGACCUAUUUUCUCAGGAGUUCAGCCUGGCCUUACUUCAGUGAUAAAAGGAGGAAAGGCUGGCUAUAGCAAACAUCAUUCAAGAUGUCCAGCAAAGGAAGCAGCACAGAUGGCAAAACAGACUUAGCUAAUGGAAGCCUGUCUAGCAGUCCAGAGGAGAUGUCUGGAGCUGAAGAGGGAAGAGAGACAUCCUCAGGCAUUGAAGUAGAGGCCUCAGACCUGAGUUUAAGCUUGACUGGGGAUGAUGGUGGCCCCAAUCGCACCAGUACAGAAAGUCGGGGCACAGACACAGAAAGCUCAGGUGAAGAAAAGGACUCUGACAGCAUGGAGGACACUGGCCAUUACUCCAUCAAUGAUGAAAACCGAGUUCAUGACCGCUCAGAGGAAGAGGAAGAGGAAGAAGAAGAGGAAGAAGAACAACCUCGGCGCCGUGUACAACGCAAGCGAGCUAACCGUGACCAGGACUCAUCAGACGAUGAGCGGGCCUUGGAGGACUGGGUAUCCUCAGAGACAACAGCCCUGCCCCGACCUCGAUGGCAGGCCCUCCCUGCCCUUCGGGAACGGGAGCUGGGUUCAAGUGCCCGCUUUGUGUAUGAAGCCUGUGGGGCAAGAGUCUUUGUACAGAGGUUCCGCCUGCAGCAUGGGCUUGAGGGCCAUACUGGUUGUGUCAAUACCCUGCACUUUAACCAGCGCGGCACCUGGCUGGCCAGUGGCAGCGAUGACCUGAAGGUGGUAGUGUGGGAUUGGGUACGGCGGCAGCCAGUACUGGACUUCGAGAGUGGCCACAAAAGUAAUGUCUUUCAGGUGAGGCAAGGAUUCAUAAUAGCAAUUGAGAGAAUCAGACAAAUCUCUUUAGAAACCUUAUCCCUUUUCCUUUGUCUCCUUCAGUUGGCCCUGGAACCAGACUCUCCCUGUACGUUCCUGUCUGCAGGUGAAGAUGCAGUUGUCUUCACUAUUGACCUGAGACAAGAUCGGCCAGCUUCGAAACUGGUGGUGACAAAAGAGAAAGAGAAGAAAGUGGGGCUGUAUACAAUCUAUGUGAAUCCUGCCAAUACCCACCAGUUUGCAGUAGGUGGACGAGAUCAAUUUGUAAGGAUUUAUGACCAGAGGAAAAUUGAUGAGAAUGAGAACAAUGGUGUACUCAAGAAAUUCUGUCCUCAUCACCUGGUGAACAGUGAGUCCAAAGCAAACAUCACCUGUCUUGUGUACAGCCACGACGGCACAGAGCUCCUGGCCAGUUAUAACGAUGAAGACAUUUACCUCUUCAACUCCUCUCACAGUGAUGGGGCCCAGUAUGUUAAGAGAUAUAAGGGCCACAGAAAUAAUGCCACAGUAAAAGGUGUCAAUUUCUAUGGCCCCAAGAGUGAAUUUGUGGUGAGCGGUAGUGACUGCGGGCACAUCUUCCUCUGGGAAAAAUCAUCCUGCCAGAUCAUUCAGUUCAUGGAGGGGGACAAGGGAGGUGUGGUCAACUGUCUUGAGCCCCACCCUCAUCUGCCAGUGUUGGCAACCAGUGGCCUAGACCAUGAUGUGAAGAUCUGGGCACCCACAGCUGAAGCUUCUACUGAACUGACCGGGUUAAAGGAUGUGAUUAAGAAGAACAAGCGAGAGCGGGAUGAAGAUAGCUUACACCACACUGACCUGUUUGAUAGCCACAUGCUCUGGUUUCUUAUGCAUCACCUGAGACAGAGACGCCAUCACCGGCGCUGGCGAGAACCUGGGGUUGGGGCCACAGACGCGGACUCUGACGAGUCUCCCAGCUCCUCAGAUACAUCGGACGAGGAGGAGGGCCCCGACCGGGUGCAAUGCAUGCCAUCCUGAGGCCUCAUGCCUAAGAGGGGCGGGCUGGGGCUGCCAACCCGAUCCUGCCUGGGCACUGCUUUCCUGUCCCAGGCCCUUAAAUUCAGCAGAAACGCACUUUGGACUUUUUGUUUAGAAGACAUCCCAAGAGAAGGACAGACCAGAGGGGGAUUGAACCAGCAGACAGCACCUAGGAGUGGGAGUUGAGCCCUGGAAUGGGUUCUGUGGAGAGGCACAAAGGACUCAGCAGAAAUGGCCUCUCCCUGAAGCUUUUUUUUGGGGGUGGUGGGGAGCCCGUUUUGUUAACUGGUUUAGGAUAGGCAAUGGGGCUUCUUUUAAUCUCCCUUGUUUCCUUUGUGGGGGUGGGGUGAGGGCAACAACUAGCUGUUCAGUACCAAGGGGCCAGAGUGGAGGGUAGGAGUGCCACUCGCUCUUUGGUUUAGGUUUUUGACCUUUUUUUUCCUUUGUUUUUUAAAGUCUAUGACAGUUUCAUUGUUUUCCCCCUGAGCAAAUCUAUCCCAGGAUCCUGUUUUUCUGGGAAGUCCUUAGAGCCCUUAACCAUCCCACACUUCUCACUUUCCACCUCAUUCAUUCUCUGUACUUAUCACAGUGUUUUGCACUUGAUUAUGUAUCCUUCACUCUCUUCUCUUCAUCCCAUCACCCCCUAAAUAGGUCUGGUGAAGGAGAUUGGAGAGAGGUGGGAGGAGGGGCAGAGGUGGAAGAAGAAUAGGAAGGAUAUUACCUCUUCUGUUAUUUUUUUAAUUUUUUUUUUUUUUUAAGAAUUGUUUGGUGGCAGCAAUCUCCCUGUCCCUAUCACUGUUAGAGGCCUAAUUUUAUAUCUAUAAAUAUAUUAAAAAGCAAGUCAAACUUGGAUGUAUCAAGUUAAAAUUAUUGUCAAAGUUUAAAUACCUAUAUAUUCUCUAUAAAUGCAAUAAAGGGACUUAAAGGAAGAAUGAGCAAGAGUAAUGAUGUCAAAAUGACACCCAUGGUUAACGUGCCCUUUAUAUAUGGCCAUUAAAGCCUGGGGCUUACUCUUAGGUUUUUAGGAGACUCAAUAAUGGAAGGAUCCUCAGUUCUGCCCUUUUCUGCCUGGAUAUAGGGGUUGGAAAAACAUUUUCUCUAAACUCGCCUCAGAUCCUCUAACUCUCCUUAAGUCUCAUGGGAGCUCCCAGGAUGGGUCUUCAAAUCAGAGGCCGGCCUAUUUUUAAAACAUGACAGACCUGUGACAUUAGAAAGGGUGCUGCCACCCACUGCCUACUCUCUCCCGAUCUUGUGUAUGACAGAAGAUACACACAUUCUCUUAGCUAUGAUUCUUUAAGCAAUCCGGCUCCAUAUCAGCCCUUCCUAAUGAAAAUAGUAAAGACCAAAUUUCUUGGGUUUGACUUUAUAUAAAUUUUGUCCACCUCUUGGUAUCUUGGGAUUUAGGGACAAGAAAGACAGUAAUCUAACCAGGCACAGUGGUGUAUGCCUAUAUAAUCCCAGUGAUUCAGGAGACUGAGGCAGGAGGAUUUUAAAUUCAAGGCCAGCCUCAGUAAUUUAUCGAGACACUGUCUCAAAAGGAAAAAAAUAUAGAUUUGGGAUGUAGCUCAGUACUAAAGCACUCCAGGUUCAAUUCAAAGUACCCAGAAAAAGAAAGAAAACAGGAUUCUGGUGGCUAGGGUUUGGACACCUGUCUUAUCACUUGUCACUGAGUAUGAAAAUCCUAUUUGAAUUCUUGCCCCUAACUGCUUUUGCUGCUAUUUUUCUGCCCCCAAUUUCCACAAGAUCCAGUUAGGAAUUCUGCAUCCUAGAACAGUUGGAUUCUACUAAACCAGGCCGUGAAGAAGAGGGGGAAAAUGUGAGAGGAUGGUAGUGCCAGACAUUCCUUCCUCCUGCCCCUUUUCCUAGCAGCUCUCAGACUCGAUGUUAGCUAUUGCACUUUCUUCCUGAGGUAGGGAAUGUGUAGUGACUUGAGUGGUUUGUCUCCCUAUUGCCAGUGGAGUGAUACGGUGGGACUUAAAACCAUGCACUCUGGAAUUUGUUGUAUUUUCUCAGUAAAGCUUUCCCCCACACUCUGC